Molecule: messenger RNA, 9499 nt
Organism: Cyanistes caeruleus (blue tit)
Lineage: Eukaryota; Metazoa; Chordata; Aves; Passeriformes; Paridae
Source: RefSeq, a predicted model, not a curated record
UUUCUUUUCUUUCCUUUCAGCUCUGCAGUGUAUGGAUGACUCCAAGCCAUGUGUUAAUGAGGGAAAGUGCAUUCCGUAUCAAAAUGGUACAGGAUAUUGCAAGUGUCGAGAAGGUUUCCUUGGAGACUACUGUCAGUACAGGAACCCCUGCGAGAGCAACACCUGCAAGAACGGGGGAACCUGUGAAGCUGCAUCCCUGAUAGGAAAACCAACGUGCAGGUGUGCUCCAGGAUUCACAGGGGAGGAAUGCCAGUACUCAGAAUCUCACCUGUGCUACGUGUCCCAGCCCUGCCUGAACGGAGGCACUUGUCACCCCCACGGCCAGGACACCUAUGAGUGCGUCUGCCUUCCCGGUUUCACAGGAAAGGAAUGCCAGUGGAUUGAUGCCUGCACAUCUCAACCUUGUGCCAAUGGAAGUACCUGCACGGUGUCUGGGAAUAAGUUCUCCUGCUCCUGCCUGGCUGGCUACACGGGUCAGAAGUGUGAGAUAGACGUGAACGAGUGUGGCACGCCGGGGCUGUGCCAGCACGGUGGCACCUGUGUCAACCUGCCCGGCUCCUACCGCUGCCAGUGCAGGCCGGGCUACACCGGGCACCGCUGCGAGAGCGUCUACGUGCCCUGCUCGCCGUCCCCCUGCAUGAACGGGGGCACCUGCCACCAAACCAGCGACUUCACCUUCGAGUGCAACUGCCUGCCAGGUUUCGAGGGAAGCGUCUGUGGACACAAUGUGGACGACUGCCCGAACCACAAGUGCCUGAACGGGGGCGUUUGUGUGGAUGGAGUGAACACCUACAACUGCCGCUGCCCACCCCAGUGGACAGGCCAGUUUUGCACCGAGGACGUGGAUGAGUGCCAGCUCCAGCCCAAUGCCUGCCAGAACGGGGGCACCUGCACCAACCACAACGGGGGCUACGCCUGCGUCUGCGUCAACGGCUGGAGCGGCGACGACUGCAGCAAGAACAUCGACGACUGCUUCACUGCCUCCUGCGCCAAUGGCUCCACCUGCAUCGACAGGGUGGCUUCUUUCUCCUGCAUUUGUCCAGAGGGAAAGGCAGGUCUUCUGUGCCACUUGGAUGACGCCUGUGUUAGCAAUCCGUGCCAGAAAGGUGCUCUGUGUGACACCAACCCCGUGAAUGGAAACUACAUCUGCACCUGUCCCCAGGGCCAUAAGGGAGCAGACUGCACCGAGGAUGUGGAUGAGUGUGCAAUGGGUGAGUUCCCAUUUGCUCUCUGCAAGUGCAAGGGUGUGUCACAGCUUCUCCACACCCAAGGACUCCUUUCAUGCUCUCCCCCUUCCACUUCAGCGUCUUUAGAUGCGUUUAGCGUGGUGCGUGAAGUCAACACGGAGGGCUCUUUCCACUGCGAGUGUUUGAAGGGCUACACAGGACCUCGCUGUGAGAUGGACAUCAAUGAGUGCCACUCAAACCCCUGCCAGAACGAUGCCACCUGCCUGGAUAAAAUAGGAGGGUUCACUUGUCUCUGCAUGCCAGGUUUUAAAGGAGUUCACUGUGAAGAAGAUAUUGAUGAAUGUCUAAGUAAUCCCUGUGUGAACAAUGGAGUUUGUCUUGAUAAGGUCAACCGCUUCCUCUGUGUCUGUCCUCCUGGAUUCAGCGGUGCCGUGUGUCAGAUUGACAUAGACGACUGUUCCAGCACGCCGUGUCUCAACGGAGCCAAAUGCAUUGACCACCCCAAUGGCUACGAGUGCCAGUGUGCCACAGGUUUUACUGGCCUUCUGUGUGAGGAGAAUAUCAACAACUGUGACCCCGAUCCCUGCCACCACGGGGAGUGCCAGGAUGGCAUCGACUCAUACACGUGUGUCUGCAACCCUGGCUACAUGGGUGCCAUCUGCAGCGAGCAGAUUGACGAGUGCCACAGCAACCCCUGCCUCCACCAAGGGCGCUGCAUCGACCUGGUCAAUGGCUACCAGUGCAACUGCUUGCUGGGCACCUCAGGAGUAAACUGUGAAAACAACUUUGACGACUGUGCCAGUAACCCGUGCAUCCAUGGGGACUGUAUUGAUGGCAUUAAUCGCUACAACUGUGCCUGCAAGCCUGGAUUUACAGGGCCCCGCUGUAACGCGGACAUCGACGAGUGCACGUCCAGCCCCUGCCACAACGGCGGCACGUGCGUCAACGAGGUGAACGGCUUCCGCUGCGUGUGCCCCGAGGGCUUCCACCAUCCCCACUGCCAGGCCCAGGCAGAUGGCUGCCUCAGCAACCCCUGUGUGCAUGGCAACUGCACACACACUGCCACUGGGUACAAGUGUGUCUGUGACCCAGGCUGGAUAGGAGAUUACUGUUCAACAGAAGGGAAUGAAUGUAAAUCAAACCCAUGCCAGAACGGAGGAACUUGUGAGGAUCUGCUGAAUGGAUACAGAUGUACCUGCAGGAAAGGAUUCAAAGGUGUGAACUGCCAGGUAGUGGUUUCUCCUUGUUCCCCUAAUCCUUGUGAGAACUCGGGAAUCUGCCAAGAAUCUCCUGACUCUGAAGGCUACACCUGCCAGUGUGCCCCUGGCUGGGAAGGGGAAAGAUGCACAGUGGAUAUUGAUGAGUGCCUCUCCAAGCCCUGCAAAAACCACGCUCUGUGCCACAACAUCCAGGGCAGUUACCUGUGCGAGUGCCGGCCUGGCUUCACCGGCGGGGACUGCGACAGCAACAUCGACGACUGCCUGUCCAAAACCACUUCUCUAGACCUGGCCCUUCGGGGCACCUGCACCCACUUUGUCAACAGCUACACCUGCAAGUGCCCGCCGGGCUUCGAGGGAACCAACUGCGAGAGCAACAUCGACGAGUGCACCGAGAGCUCCUGUUUCAAUGGAGGCACCUGUGUGGAUGGGAUCAAUUCCUUCAGCUGCCAGUGCCCUCUGGGGUUCACAGGGCCCUUCUGCCUGACAGAAAUCAACGAGUGUGACUCCCGUCCUUGCCUCAACAGGGGCACCUGCGUGGACAGCCUGGGCACCUACAGGUGUCUGUGUCCCUUGGGAUACACUGGCAAGAACUGCAAGUCACUGGUGGAUCUGUGCAGCAAGUCUCCCUGCAAGAACAAAGGCACGUGUGUCCAGACUCUGGCCCAGACUCGGUGCGUGUGCCCGCCCGGCUGGACUGGCGCCUACUGCGACGUGCCCAGCGUCUCGUGCCAAGUGGCAGCUUCACAGAGAGGAGUGCCCGUGGACCAGCUGUGCCAGCACUCUGGGCACUGCCUCAACGUGGGGAACAGCCACCACUGCCAGUGCCAGGUGGGGUACACGGGCAGCUACUGCGAGGUGCAGCUGGAUGAGUGCGAGUCCAGCCCCUGCCAGAACGGAGCCACCUGCCGCGACCACCUGGGCGGAUACCAGUGCGAGUGUGUGGCUGGAUACCAGGGUGUCAACUGUGAGUAUGAAGUGGAUGAGUGCCAGUUCCAGCCCUGCCAGAACGGGGGGACCUGCAUCGACCUCGUCAAUCGCUUCAAGUGCUCCUGCCCACCAGGAACUCGGGGCCGUCUCUGCGAGGAGAACGUGGACGACUGCGCCGCGGAGUCGGGAGCUCCGCGCUGCUUCAACGGAGGGCAGUGCAUUGACCAGGUGGGGGGCUACAGCUGCCUCUGCCCCCAGGGCUUUGCAGGAGAGCGCUGCGAGGGGGACAUCAACGAGUGCCUCUCCAACCCCUGCAACCCUCGAGGGAGCCUGGACUGUGUCCAGCUGACAAACGAUUACAGGUGCAUCUGCCGCAGUGCUUUCACCGGCCGUCACUGCGAGAGUGUCAUCGACGUGUGUCCCCGGAAGCCGUGCCAGAACGGGGGGACCUGCGCUGUGGCCAGCAACAUGCCCGAUGGCUUCAUCUGCCAGUGUCCCCCGGGUUAUUCUGGAGCCAAAUGUGAGUUCAGCAGCCACAGUUCCUGUGGACAGGUGAAAUGCAAGAAGGGGGAGCAGUGCAUCCAAACAUCUUCUGGCCCACGGUGCUAUUGUCCCAAGCUGUCUGUGGGAGAGGAAUGCCAGACAAACCCAGGCUGUGCCAGUGGCCCCUGCCAGAAUGGGGGCAGCUGCCACCCUCAUUCUCAGCCUCCUUACUACUACUGCCAGUGCCCUGUUCACACCCAGGGCAGCCACUGUGAGCAGCCCGUGACUUUCAGCCCGGAGCCCCGAGGAUGUCUGGAUUCCCAGUGUGCAGAAAAAGCCAGGGAUGGCUAUUGUGAUGAGGACUGCAACACCCAUGCGUGCCAGUGGGAUGGAGGAGACUGCUCCCUGACAAUGGAGGACCCUUGGGCCAACUGCUCCUCCUCCCUGCGCUGCUGGAUGCUGUUCAAUGGGCAGUGUGACGAGUUCUGCAACACGCCCGAGUGCCUGUUUGACAACUUCGAGUGUCAGCAAAAUAGCAGGACCUGCAAGUACGACAAGUACUGCGCGGAUCACUACGCGGACGGGCGCUGCGACCAGGGCUGCAACAGCGAGGAGUGCGGCUGGGACGGCCUGGACUGCGCCGGCGACAAAGCCGAGAAGCUGGCAGAGGGCACCCUCAUCAUCGUGGUCCUGAUGCCCCCUGACGAGCUGCUGGAGGAUGUCCGCAGCUUCCUGCGCACUCUGGGAACGCUCCUGCACACCAACCUCAGGAUCAAGCUGGACUCCCAGGGGAACCUCAUGGUGUUCCCCUACUACGGGGAGAAACCGGCGGCGCGGAGCCGCCGCUCGCUCGUGGUGGUUCGCAAGCACAGAGAGCUGGAGCAAGAGGUCAUUGGCACCAAGGUGUUCCUGGAGAUUGACAACAGGCAGUGUGCAGAGGACUCGGAGCAAUGCUUUCACAACACAGAAGCUGCUGCAGCUCUCUUGGCUGCUCAGGCCAUCAAGGGCAUGCUGCCCUAUCCUUUUGUGUCUGUCCAAAGUGAGCCCUUGUUACCACCAAAGACCCAGCUGCUUUACCUGCUUGCUGUGGCAGCUCUGAUCAUCCUGCUGAUCCUUCUCCUGGGUGUGAUGAUGGCCAAGCGCAAGCGCAAGCACGGUUCUCUGUGGCUGCCAGAGGGGUUCAUCCUGCGCAGGGAUCCCAGCAACCACAAACGCAGAGAGCCCGUGGGGGAAGAUGCUGUUGGACUCAAAAAUCUGUCAGUGCAGAUACCAGAGGGUAACCUGGCUGACCCUGGGACAACUGAGCACUGGGCAGGUGAUGGUGGACCUCAGCCAAAGAGAGCAAAGGCUGAGGACCAGGCCCUGCUGCCAGAAGGGGACGAGCAGAUUGACCAGCGCCAGUGGACACAGCAGCACCUGGAGGCAGCAGACGUCUGUGGCAGCACCUCCCUGGCCCUCACACCCCCCCAGGCUGACCAAGAAGUGGAUGUUCUGGAUGUCAAUGUCAGAGGGCCAGACGGCUGCACUCCGCUGAUGCUGGCAUCGCUGCGCGCGGGCGGCUCCGACAUCAGCGAGGACGACGAGGACGGGGAGGACUCCUCAGCAAACAUCAUCACAGACCUGAUCUACCAGGGGGCCAACCUGCAGGCGCAGACAGACCGCACCGGGGAGAUGGCUCUGCACCUGGCAGCGCGCUACUCCAGAGCCGACGCCGCCAAGCGGCUCCUGGACGCCGGGGCCGACGCCAACGCUCGCGACAACAUGGGCCGCACCCCUCUGCACGCAGCUGUGGCUGCUGAUGCCCAGGGUGUCUUCCAGAUCCUGAUCCGUAACAGAGUGACAGACUUGGAUGCUCGGAUGAACGACGGGACGACCCCGUUAAUUCUGGCUGCACGUCUGGCUGUGGAGGGGAUGGUGGCCGAGCUCAUUAACUGCCAGGCUGAUGUCAACGCCGUGGAUGACCACGGUAAAUCUGCUCUUCACUGGGCUGCUGCUGUCAACAAUGUGGAAGCAACACUAGUACUGCUGAAAAAUGGAGCCAACAGAGACAUGCAGGAUAACAAGGAGGAGACUCCGCUCUUCCUCGCUGCUCGGGAAGGCAGUUUCGAAGCCGCAAAAAUCUUGCUGGACCAUUUUGCCAACCGAGACAUCACGGACCACAUGGACCGGCUGCCGCGGGACGUGGCCCAGGACCGCAUGCACCACGACAUCGUGCAGCUCCUCAACGAGUACAACGUGGCCCACAGCCCUGCCGGCCACCCCGGGGCCAUGCUGAACUCUGCCCUCUCCCCGGUCAUCUGUGGCCCCAACAGGUCCUUCCUCAACCUGAAACACGCUUCGCUGAGCAAGAAGUCGCGGAAACCGAACGCCAAAGGCAUGCCCGCCGGCCUCACCAAAGAUGCAAAGAGGAGAAGGAAGAAGUCCCUCAGCGAGGGCAAGGGGCAGUUUUCAGAGAGCUCAGUGACCCUGUCACCGGUGGAUUCCCUGGAGUCUCCCCACGCUUUUGCCUCUGAACCCACCUCUUCCCCCGUGAUGCCGUCGCCGGGGGUGCUGCACUCGUCGCCCAGCUCGCUGCUGGCCGCUCCGGCGGUGCAGGCCGCGCACACCAUGUCCUUCUCCAACCUGCACGAGAUGCAGCCCCUGGGACGUGGCUCGGGCACGGUGCUGCCGUCCGUCAGCCAGCUGCUGUCGCAGCACAGAACCACCCCUCCCAGCAGCGGGCUCGGCAGGCUGCGGCCGGGCAGCGUCUCCAGCGAGUGGAUGAACCGCAUGGAGGUGAACGAGUCGCAGUACAACGAGAUGUUCGGCAUGGUGCCCCAGGUGAUGCAUUCCCACCCCGGCGUCUCGCAGCAGAGCGGCUUGGUGCAAGCAGAGGCCAAGCACCUGGGGGUGUCCCGGGAGUCUUUGCCCCCCAUCAUGACUUUCCAGCUGGUUCCCAAGGGCGGCAUAAACCAGCAAGCGCUGCCGCAGCAGGCCCAGUCAAACUGCGCUCAGAACAUGGCCGGCCCCCUUAGCUCCAUGUACCAGAUCCCAGAUCUGGCCCAGCUGCCCAGCGCCUCGUUCUCCAUGGCUGCCAUCCCUCAGCAGGACGGGCAGGUGGCUCAGACGGUCCUCCCGGCCUACCACCAGUUCCAGAGCUCGAUGGGCAAGUACCCCACGCCUCCCUCCCAGCACAGCUGCUACUCCUCGGCCACAGAACGGACUCCUAGCCACAACCGGCACUUACAAGGGGAGCACCCGUACCUGACUCCGUCGCCCGAAUCUCCGGACCAGUGGUCGAGCUCUUCCCCCCACUCUGCCUCCGACUGGUCUGACGUGGCAACCAGUCCCAGCAGCAGCCAGCGCGGGCCGGCGGCCGCCCACAUGCCGGAGCAGCAGCGGAACAACAUGCAGGUGUACGCCUGAAGGCUGCCCACGCUGCAGCCCACCCAGAGCGGACUCCAGAACUCAUGAAGGUCUUCCAGGAUGGAAAUGAAGAACCAUUUUAGUAUCCAAGAGUCUUAAUGAGCCCAGGAUGUUCUUUCGUUGGAGGGACUGUGGUCGCUGUAGACUUUGUGUGCUUUUAUGCUAAAAGGAGAACUGUAGAAGCUGGUGAUGGAGAAGACCAGCUGGGUCACUUCUAACCGACUCCCACGCACCUUGGACGUGACUGCUGUCUGCACUGGAGUCUCCAGUCUGCUUUUAAACACGUUCCACCGUUGCUUUGGGGAGACAGCUCUUCAGCUUCAUACAUCUUGUGGUCGUUUCUCCAGAAAUUUAGCCAAAACCAGCUUUUGUAUCCUUAUUUUGUUACUCCUCCUGUUACCCACGUAACCUCUCUCUGAAGCACCUUCUACUAGUUCUCCUCGAGUUCAAGUUGCCUUGUCUUGACACAGCUCAGAGCUGCACCCACAUUCCCAGCCCCGCUCCUUCCUUCCCUGGUCCGCUCUUGCUCAGCAAGCGAGCCGGACCUCCCAAAACACCUGCAGGUCAAGUGACACCUCCUGUCACACAGCUUCAGCCUCUCCUCUUCAGGAGUCUUCAUCUUGUAGAGACCCACUAACACCCCCUUAGCGUUCUCACUGCCUGCUCCCCGGGUAUUACCAGAUUAUAUAUACAUAAUAGUCUUUUUAGGUUGUUUGUUUUGUUAUUUUCCCUCCUGAAAACGCUGGUCUGACCUGGUCUUCCCGCCCGUGGGCCCAUCUGUUCCCCGAGACAGCCGUGACCAGUGUGACACACUACCCUCCCCGUGCCCCCGUCCUGCCAGGGGUGUCCAUGCCCGCCCUGGUGGGCUCCUGUGCCACAGGAGAUGCACUGCAACCGAUCCAGGCCUUUCGGGACGAGCACCAGUCUUUCCAAAACUGCUAACGCAAGCUCCCAGCGUUCUUGCACAGUAAUCCCCUCCCCUCCAUCCAAGGGUGGCUGUGUGUCCUGUCCUCCAGAUACCAUAUGCUGCCUCUUUAUGGUGUCAUCAGCAAGUGUCAAACACGCGGUUACGUGUUUGUGGUGUGCGUCCUUCUGCGUCAGGAACGACAGCCAGCCCUUUGAAAAGCGUCCCUUGUGCCGCAGCCCCGGGGCAGGGCCGCCUCGUCCUCCCCUCCCGGCAGCCAGGAGCUGGGCCGUGGCAGCACGCCAGGACAGCUCAGAAACCACUGCCUGCCGCAGUUUGGUGCACAGGUCUGGGGCUGUCCUCUGCUCUCAGCUUCAGCCCCGGUGCACGUUCCCCAGCCGAGCCGCCCCACCUGCUCCGUGGGACUGCGCGGCCGCCCCGCUAGUUUUGGGGCUGUGGAAGCCAGCUGGCGCUGGCCUGAGGCAAACAGCCGCUCUUUCCACGAGAGCAGCGCUUCUCUGAAGGGCUCCAGACCGGCCAGCAGCCCAAGUGAACAUUGGUGGGGAUGGUUUGGAAUGCUGCAGACACGUCUUCCAAAGAGCUCGGGGCUGCCGGCUGCUGCCAAAGGACUGAAGGCCGCUCCCCUCCGGGCCGGCCAUCCAACACCCUACCGUGUACAGUAUUGUCUCUGCUGUUUCUUUCCAUUCUAAUCAAGACUCAAAGUUGCUUUUCUUUUUUUUUUUUCCUUGGUUUUUUUUUUUUUUUUCCCCUCCCCCCCAGUUCCACUCAAUGGUACAUGAAGGCAGGGCCUCAGGAGGAGCUGGGGCCGUCGUUUCGGGCUGAAGUUUUUAAUUCUGUGUGAAAUUAUCGCUUCUCACGCCCCUGAAGCUCAGCUGCAGCUGACUCAGACCUCCAGGGGGGUCUGUCCAGGUACACGUUUCACUGCAAAUAAUGAAGUGUUGCUACAUCAAUGCUAAAGAAACAAAGGGCUUUUGCUCCCUAGCUCCAGAUAACCAAGUGCCUUUUUAUAUAUGUGGCUACCUUUGACAAGAUGAGUGCUUUCUGUGGAAUGAAGCCGGUUCUGUGCCUGGCCUUGUUAAUACGAUGGCCCUCUGCCUUUCUUCUCUUUUUUUUUUUUUUUUUUUUUUUUUUUUUUUUUUUUUUUUAACUACUUGUAAAGAUAAUAUCUCCUUAAGGUGGUAUUUUAUCUCGUAAGUUUGUAGAGUAACCAUUCACACAGCAGCAUUUUCCUAUAUUAAUAAUGGAAAAUAUUUGCUUAUUUUUACAUUUUUUAUAAAAGUCUUUUAUGAAAAUAGUUGCUGCCAAAUGUAUAAGCAAUUUUUAUCCCCAGAAUAAAAAGUAUGUGCCCAGUG